AUGGUACCCGGCGAUCAGCGUCGCGCAGACGACGACAGCGACGACGCUGCGACGCCACUGUGGCUGCUGGAGGUGUCGCCGGACCACGAGAGCAGUCGCAGCACGCUCAGUGUCGCCCUGGCUGACGUGGACAGAUUUCAGCGAGCCAAUGACGGCGAGACACCUGUCAUCGUCCUCGUCUCCGUCGUCAUCGAGCCGGGGCGAUCCAAACCCGCGGAGCGCAAGGAGCGGGCGCGGAACGGCGCAACGGAGGAUCUGAUUCUGCGCAGCGUCGUGCGGCCGAUGCAGGCCAUCGCGGAGAGCAGAAAGGUGGCAGCAGAGGCGCACAUGGAGCGCGGGGAGAGCAGGGAGGCGGGCCUCUGCGCGGCUGUGGCGCACCUGCAGGCGCAGAGGCUGUACAUUGGUGUGAAGAGGAAGCUUCUGUGGGGUGGCGAUUCAUCAGUGGUGCAUUACUGUGAGGCCCACCUGCCCCAGGGAUGCCUGCUCGUGCUCACACAGGGCGGUAAGCGAGUCAAGGAGCUUAUAGCGGGAGGUCGCAGGAUUCGCUCCAAAACGCACUUGGAGCAGCAGCAGCAGCAGCAGCAACGGGAGAGCCAGAAUUUUCACCAGCAGCAGCAGCAUGAGCAGCAGCAGCAGCAGCAGCAGCAGCAGCAGCAGCAGCAGCAGCAGCAGCAGCAGCAGCAGCAGCAGCAGCAGCAGCAGCAGCAGCAGCAGCAGCAGCAGCAGCAGCAGCAGCAGCAGCAGCAGCAGCAGCAGCAGCAGCAGCAGCAGCAGCAGCAGCAGCAGCAGCAGCAGAAGCAGCAGCAGCAGAACGGAGGUUACUACGAGGACUUUGAGCAGCAGUUGCGUGAGGAGGAGCAUUCAGCAGACGAGGAGGAGGAGGAGGAGCAAUCGGAACUAAAGCGCAGCAUCAGUGCCGGGAACGAGCUGCGGAACCGACGGUAUCGACCCGGCAUGUACAGCAGCAACGGUGGCAUCGGUGGCGGCGGCAGCGGAGGGAGAAGCGCGGAAAGAAGCCCGGCAGGAGGGGCAAAGGGAGGAGGAGGAGGGAGGAGAUCUCGCAAGCAGAGCAGCAGCUUUUCCGAGUCUGAAGACGAAACACCGCUUGUCCGAACCAGCACCGGAGGCUUGGAGACACACCGCACGCCCUACCACCUCAACAUACUGGGUCCGGGAAAGCGGGCAGCUUCGGUUUCAGGCUCGGCAACCGGACCAGCUGAAGAUCCAGACGACCCGAUCCAAGCCAGGGGCGCCAAGCCUCCUCCCAGACCUCCCCGAGGCUCGGGACGAGGUUUGGAACUGGAGGACGGAGAGUAUGACGGGGAGGAUGGGGAGCACUCCCCUCCCAGGCCUGUCCUACGCUCCCGAACCUCCCCUUCUGGACGAACCUGGGGAGCAGGCGAGAUGGAUGGAGCCACAGCAGCAACAGCAGCAGCAGGCAGACCACCCAGCUUUGGUGCUGGCAGUGCUGGUGGUGCUGGCACCGGUGGUAGUGGUGGCGGCUAUAGUUUCGGUGUGCCGUCGCCCUCUGCUGCCUCGUCUGGGCGUGUUAUUGCUGCUGCUGCUAUUUCUAACCCCUCGACCACUCCUCUCCCUCUCUCCUCCCUCCCCUUUCACUUCUCUCCCAAGCUCCUCAUUCCCUCGCCCUUCGUGUCCGGUUCCGGUGUGCUUAUCACGGAGGGUGAUAAUAAGAAUGGUGACUAUAACGAGGAGCCCAGGCCUGGAACGCCGAGGGGAGAGACGGAGAAAGAGGCCCGGUUGCUGGGAGCGUCUAGGUUCGGCCCGACCCAGGGGAUGGAGGCUCGGCAGGGGGAGAGGGGCCGGCACAGUAGGGGAAUGUCUUGGGCUGGUCCGGAGGGCCUGGGGGGAGGGGGCGGGAGUGGGGGUUUUAGACUGUCACCUGGUGGAGGGGAUGGUGGGGGUGACAGUGGGGGUGUAUGUGAUGGUGUGGGUGGGGGGGGAGAAGGGGCAGGGGGCGCAGCAGGGGGCGCAGCUGGGGGAGCAGCGGGGGGAGCAGCAGCGGGGGCAGGUACAGCAGGGGGAGGCGGGACUGCCAGGCUGGGUCAGGCGACUGAUUUGUCCUCGCGCCCCCGCCGCACUGUGCCGAAACAUUUCCGGGCAGGUAGCUGGGAUCCGGGCAGGUUGGGCCUGAGUGAGGAGCCGUUUCUGGAGAGUGUGAGAGGAGGAGGGGCGGCAGGGGCAGGGAAAGGGGCAGGCGGGAAAGGGGGAGGAGGGGGAGGGAAAGGGGGGGGGAGCAGCACUCCCCCCUUGCCACCGGAAGGGGCAGCAGGCGGAGGGAAAGGAGGAGGAAGCUUCCGAAAGGGCAUGCUGCGCAGGAAAGGGAGUGGGCAGUGGGGGGAGGGGCUUGGCGGGUGGAUGGGCGGAGGGGGAGGAGGGGGAGGAGGGGCGGGUGUGGGAGCGGGAGCGGGAGCAGGGAGAAGAAGCGGAGGUGAGGGGAGAGUUGGGGCGGACAGGGUUGAGGGGAAUGGGGAGAGGGAUUAUGAUGAGGAAGAGGAAGAAGGCAGCAUGGAGGGAGGAGCGCCGUUGCGUCGUGCUCUCUCCUCCACCUCCCCAGGCCUCUCCUCCUCUAUGGAUGCUCAUGCAGGCUUCGCUUCAGGCUUGCUCACUAGUUUCCCCACCACUGGCUCGCCGGACCUGCCAGGCUCGGGGUCUGGACGUGGCGGCGUUGCUCCUUCGACUCCACCUCCUCCUGCUCCUCCACCUGCUCCCUUCGACUCCACUGAGCUUGUUCGCAAGGUCACUGCUCGAGUCGAGCCCGCCUCACAAAUCUUCUCCUCCCCGCUUCCUGUCCUGUCCCGCUACACCCAGCCCAAAGCAGCAACCACCAAUGAUGAUGGUGAUGAUGCGGGAAGCGCCCCCUCCACCUCUUCCUUUGAUUCCACGGAGUUUGUCCGCAAGGUCACAGAGCGUGCCCGCCUAGCUGCCAGGCUCCUCCUUUCACUCCCCAUCCGACCUCUUCCCAACCCCGCCUUCCCCUCUCUCCCCCCACCCCCCCUGCAUUCCCCCCCACCCCUCAAUCCUGCUACCCCAGCCUGUUGCGGGCGACAACGAUGA
Messenger RNA from Closterium sp. Yama58-4, 3075 nucleotides. The record is from the annotation of a GenBank genome assembly. Lineage: Eukaryota; Viridiplantae; Streptophyta; Zygnematophyceae; Desmidiales; Closteriaceae.